Carassius auratus (goldfish) is the source of this 2064-nucleotide messenger RNA. RefSeq names its product protein jagunal homolog 1-A-like. The transcript is spliced from 3 exons. Gene Ontology annotation, cellular component: endoplasmic reticulum membrane. The coding region runs from base 767 to 1318 and encodes 183 amino acids. Lineage: Eukaryota; Metazoa; Chordata; Actinopteri; Cypriniformes; Cyprinidae. The record is from RefSeq and is a predicted model, not a curated record. Gene Ontology annotation, biological process: vesicle-mediated transport; granulocyte colony-stimulating factor signaling pathway; endoplasmic reticulum organization.
AAAAGGUCCUAUAAAAUUAUAGUUCAAAGGUGAACUGUUUGUAAAUAAACUCUGCAUCUAAAUCCUAUGUUGCUCAUUUAUUGGUCAUUUAAAAACGUGACACAGUUACUAUUGUCAAUUAUACUAUUCAGUAGUAAUUAUUUACAAUAGAAAACUACCGUGGUAACUUCGUCUUAGUCAUCAAAAAGAGAAAAAGACUUAAAUAUCCCUUGCUUUGAAGGAGAGCUGUAACUGUAUUUAGGAAAGUUUAACACAAUACAAUAGGUAGGCUUAUGCAUUCGUUGUCGUGGGGGAUGGUGUGUGUGUGGGUCGGAGGUGGGUAAUACACGGCGCCUCAUAGGGUAAGGUUACGAUGGCGAAAGCUUGACAUUUUGAAAGCAUGAUGACCUCCCUGGAUCUGUCCAGUCACAUGACCUCAUUAAUAUCCAUGGGCCUAUAGCCUUCACCAUAGUACGAUUUUCGCCAGCUGUUACAUCCUCUUCUCCCAGGAAGUCAGAAUCGUGAGGAUCCAGGAACCCAUUUAAUAUUAAAAAGCCAAACCACCGCAUCCUGCUCACUACUCGGUCAGAGACGCUGCGCUAUCAAACAGAUUGCGCGAAGGGGCGGAGAGAUUCUUUACUGCCCUAUUUGUGCGCAUGAGCAACAUAUUAUUGCCUUCAUUGAUAAAAACCCUUUGUGAUAAUAUUUCCUCAUCUAAUCUCCUCACUGUCGCUUUCGGCGCGUUUCAUCAAUCCAUACGGGUGUUAAAGUCAUCUGGAAAUUGGCAAUGGCAUCACGUGCACGCCCAAGAGCUGCAGGGACUGAUGGGAGUGAUUUUAAACACAGAGAGAAAGAGGCUUCUCACUAUCAGAUGAGUGCUUCAUCAAAAUCAGAAAUAAAGAAGCUCACUGUAGUGCAUUUCUUCAUAUGGAUACUGGUGGCAGCGCAGGUGGUUGUUAGUCAUCUCAAUCUGGUGUCACAUGAUCUGGUGGCCAUGCCCUAUCAGUGGGAGUAUCCGUACCUUUUGAGUCUCCUGCCCUCAUUUAUUGGAGCCCUGGCCAUGCCGAAGAGCAACAUCAGCUAUCUGGUGAUCUCCAUGAUCAGUGCUGGUUUGUUCUCAAUAGCACCCUUGAUUUUUGGUGCAAUGGAAAUGUUUCCACUGGCUCAGCAGCUCUACCGACAUGGAAAAGCUUACCGGUUUAUCUUUGGCUUCUCAGCUGUAUCUGUGAUGUAUCUACUCAUGGUGAUUGCUAUUCAGGUGCAUGCAUGGCAAAUCUACUACAGCAAGAAGCUUUUAGAUGCCUGGUUCAACUCAACACAAGAGAAGAAGAAGAAAUAAAGAUGCUAGUGUAUAAUUUCAUUUAUCCACCCUAUUUUUCUGUCUAAGUUAUUACUGUACAAUGCACGCAAUGUCUAAAUAUACAUUUGUAAGCAACAAAGCUUACUUAAUAUAUGGAUUUUACAUUUUUUCAUAUAUAUUUAAAUUAAGUUUACCUUUUAUUUUAGCAUCUUAUUUAAUACCUGAAAUUCUGUUUAAUUACAAAUUGUUUAGUCAAGUAUACAGAGCCAUUCACAUCAUUUGUAAUACUUUCUAAAUAAAAUGUUUCUUUAAAUAUAUAUUGUUGUGUAUUUCAAACAAUAAUUUCAUUCUAAGCUUGAUUUUAAAAAGCAUGGACUAUCAUUAGCUGACUUUUUAGCUUGCAUUUCCAAUAGAAAUUUACACUUUCUUUUAUCAUGUUGGUUUUAAAUUCUACUUUGCACAACACUUUUUUUUAUGGACUAGGUGCUACAUCAGAAUCUUGUGAAAGUGUAGAGACAUUUUUUUCCUUACAUUAAUAGAGACUUCAGUUAUAAACCUUGCUUCAUGUUAUUGAUUAGAUCCUGGGUUAGAUCACGAAAAAAUGUUUGCUUACCCAGACUCAGGUUAUGUAAAAGAAAAAAAAAAGGGAAACAAUUCUGAUUGUCACCUGAAAGAAAAGAAAGGAAAUAAUUACCAAAUAGAAGGUUUAAAUUCAUAUGAAACACAUUGUCAUAUAGUCAUUUCACUUUACAAGAAUCAAUUUUGUGGCUCAUGUCAUGUGGCAU